Molecule: messenger RNA, 1346 nt
Organism: Centruroides sculpturatus (bark scorpion)
Lineage: Eukaryota; Metazoa; Arthropoda; Arachnida; Scorpiones; Buthidae
Exons: 7
Coding region: 98-1267 (389 amino acids)
Molecular function (GO): protein binding; lipase activity
Source: RefSeq, a predicted model, not a curated record
UUAAAAGAACAGAUGAAAUAAUUUUAGUGCUGCUAAUUUGGAAGCUUUAGGAAAAACAGUUACUUUUUGGGAUUCAAAACGCUCACUCCAGUCCAAAAUGAAACAUUUUAUCUUGUUAUUUUUCUUUCUGUUUGGUUAUGUGUACGGCGUGAUAAACUUAAAAUAUUUUGCAACGAUUGGUAAAAAAACUUGCAUGAAGCCUUUAGGAUGUUUUGAAAUUACUUCCGACUUUUAUGACCCGUUGAAGCGUUUAAUAAAUGUUCUUCCUCAGCAUCGAACUCUUAUAAAUACCCAAUUUUUUCUUUACACUAAUUCUAAUCCUAGACAUAGUUAUACUUUAACCACAGACAAUAUAAAACAUUUAAAAUCUCCAUUAAAAGUAAAUUCUCCAACUCGAUUCAUCGUACAUGGAUUACUCGAUAAUAAACUUUUUGCACGAUGGCAACAGCAUACAAUUGAAGAAAUCGAAGACAGUGAUGAGGACUUGGAUAAAAUUUCCAAUGAAAACGGGCUGUCCAUUGAUGGUGUACUAGUUAAUUUCAUGUCUGAAAUUAUAUUUAUAAUAAUUUAUAUUUAUAAUUUUUAUUUUAAUAUAGGUAGUAGACGGUUCAUUGGCUGCAAUCAUCAAAGAGCAGUGGAUUUUUUCCAUUGGUCAAUUAAUAAUAACCAUUGUAGACUUGUAGGCUAUAAAUGCGCUUCUUGGGAACAAUUUCUGGAAGGAAAAUGCACCGAUUGUGCUCCGGAUGGUAGUCUAUGUUCUACUAUGGGUAUCAGAGCAGACGAACGUAAAACAUUAAACGAAACUAAUGUCAAAUUUUACCUUAAAACUAGCGGAGAUUCUCCAUUUUGCUUACAACAUUACAAAAUUGUAUUUAAAUUACAUAAAUCAAAGCAAGCUACAGCAGUAAAAGGAUCUGUAGCAAUAGAAUUACAUGGAGACCAAGAGAAUGUUCUUACCAAACUAACUGGAGGAAGCAGAGAACUCCAUCCAGGAAGCACUCAUUUUUAUCUCGCUACUACGGAUAAAAACCUUAUAAAAAUAAAAAGCGUUCUAUUUUCGUGGACAGAUUCUUCAUCACUUCUUAAUCCAAUUAAUUGGAUCCGCACUAAAAAAUUAUAUUUAGAAUACAUAGAAGUGAUUCCAAUGAAUGUUGUUGAUAAAAUCGAACAACGUUCACUAACGACAAAAUUAUGUCCAACCGAUCCAUUCAAACCGAUUUAUUCUAAAAAGCCAGCCGUUCUACUCGAAGUAAAUUGCAAAAAUUAAAAAAAAUAGAAUUUCACAGUAGGAACUUUGUAUUAUAAAAUUUGUUAUAAAUGUAACAUUUGUUUAAAUUCGUAAUCGA